This is a messenger RNA of Arabidopsis arenosa, 3022 nucleotides long. NCBI's taxonomy places the organism in Eukaryota, Viridiplantae, Streptophyta, Magnoliopsida, Brassicales, Brassicaceae. The record is from the annotation of a GenBank genome assembly.
GGAAAAAUUGCAUCAGAGCUUUUCUCCAAUGGAAUCAUCUUCUCCUUCUCCUGCUUCUUCUGCAGAGUUCGAUGAAGAGAUUUCAUCGUGGAAGGCUGCUCUUGCCUCAGCAUCCAACAUUCUCGGUUAUGUAGUCAAGGAAAUUAGCACGUCUGAGGCCAAACUUGUUGAUGAAAUUGCUGUUGACACAUUCAAGAAGCUGAAUGAUUUGGCUCCGAGUGGGAACGAAGGUCUCGUGGGGAUGGAAUCGCGUCUGAAGAAUCUUGAAAAGUUGUUAUCAUGGGAGGAUUUGGAUUCUGUUCAUAUCAUAGGCAUUGUUGGAAUGGUUGGGAUUGGAAAAACGACUCUUGCUGAUUGUUUGUAUGGACGUAUGCGUGGUCAGUUCGACGGUGGCUGCUUCCUUACAAAUAUCCGCGAAAAUUCGGGUAGAAGCGGAUUAGAAUCUUUGCUGCAGAAACUCUUUUCAACAGUACUAAAUGAUAGAGAUUUGGAGAUUGGAGCUCCUGGAAAUGCACAUGAGAGAUUUGAGCGCCGGCUUAAGAGCAAGAGGUUGCUUAUUGUGCUUGAUGAUGUGAAUGAUGAAAAGCAGAUCAGAUAUCUUAUGGGGCACUGCAAAUGGUACCAAGGAGGAAGUAGAAUUAUCAUUACUACUAGAGACUGUAAACUGAUCGAGACGAUCAAAGGCCGAAAAUAUGUGCUCCCGAAAUUGAAUGAUAGAGAAGCCUUGAAGCUCUUUAGCUUGAAUGCGUUUAAUGACUCUUUCCCUUUGAAAGAGUUUGAGGGUUUGACAAAUAUGGUUCUAGAUUACGCUAAAGGCCACCCUUUGGCUCUUAAGGUGUUAGGAUCUGAUCUUUGUGAGAGGGAUAAUCUGUACUGGGAAGCUAAACUGGAUAGACUGAAAUGUAGAUCACAUGGAGAUAUCUACGAAGUUCUGGAAACAAGCUACGAGGAGCUUACCAUUGAGCAGAAGAAUGUUUUUCUCGAUAUUGCAUGUUUCUUCAGAUCAGAGAACGUGGAUUACGUGACAAGCCUUCUCAACAGUCAUGGUGUGGACGUGUCUAGCGUGAUAAAGGAUCUUGUUGACAAAUGUCUAAUCACUCUUUCUGAUAAUCGCAUUGAGAUGCAUGACAUGUUGCAGACGAUGGGCAAGGAGAUUAGUUUAAAAGCAGAAACAAUAGGAAUAAGAGACUUUAGGUGGCUAUCACGACAUGGUAACCAGUGCCAAUGGCAUAUCAGACUAUGGGACAGUGAAGAUAUUUGUGACAUACUAACCAAAGGCCAGGGAACUGACAAGAUAAGAGGGAUUUUUCUCGACACAUCAAAACUAAGAGCAAUGCGUCUAAGUGCCAAAGCCUUCAAAGGGAUGUACAAUCUCAAAUACUUGAAAAUUUAUGAUUCUCAUUGUUCCCGUGGAUGUGAAGCGGAAUUUAAACUGCACUUGCGGAAGGGGCUUGAUUACCUUCCUAAUGAGCUUACAUAUCUACAUUGGCAUGGUUACCCACUACAGAGUAUCCCUUUAGACUUUGACCCCAAGAAUCUUGUAGACUUUAAAUUGCCACAUAGUCAAUUAGCAGAAAUUUGGGAUGAUGAAAAGGAUGCUGGAAUGCUCAAAUGGGUUGAUCUUAGUCACUCCUUGAAUUUACAUCAGUGUUUGGGUUUGGCUAAUGCUCAAAAUCUUGAGAGGUUGAAUCUAGAAGGAUGUUGCUCACGAUUAGAGGUUUUUCCAGAAAUUAAGGAAGACAUGGAAUCUUUGGAGAUUUUACUUAUGGAUGAUACAGCCAUCACUGAGAUGCCAAAGAUGAUGCAUUUGAGCAAUAUCAAGACAUUUUCGUUAUGUGGAACAAGCAGUCAAGUUUCUGUUAGUAUGUUCUUCAUGCCACCUACAUUGGGCUGCUCUCGGUUAACAGAUCUUUACCUCUCAAGAUGCAGUCUUUACAAACUCCCAGAUAAUAUCGGUGGCCUAUCCUCUUUGCAGUCUUUAUGCUUAAGCGGAAACAACAUCGAGAAUCUUCCAGAAAGCUUCAACCAGCUUCACAAUCUGAAAUGGUUUGAUCUAAAGUUUUGCAAAAUGCUCAAGUCUCUACCAGUCCUUCCGCAAAACCUGCAGUAUCUAGAUGCACACGAAUGCGAGUCACUUGAAACUUUGGAAAAUCCAUUGACGCCUUUGACGGUAGGAGAGAGGAUCCAUUCUAUGUUCAUCUUUAGCAACUGUUACAAACUGAACCAAGAGGCACAAGAGAGUCUCGUGGGUCAUGCUCGAAUCAAAAGUCAGUUGAUGGCUAAUGCUUCUGUAAAACGUUAUUAUCGGGGUUUCAUCCCAGAGCCUCUGGUUGGAAUCUGUUAUGCAGCGACAGAAAUACCGAGCUGGUUCUGCCACCAAAGACUAGGACGCUCACUAGAAAUCCCAUUGCCUCCACACUGGUGUGACACUAACUUUGUUGGACUUGCGUUAUCUGUAGUUGUCUCAUUCAAGGACUAUGAAGACAGUGCGAAACGUUUCUCGGUAAAGUGUUGUGGCAAAUUCGAGAACCAAGACGGUUCCUUCACGAGAUUUGAUUUCACUCUCGCAGGCUGGAACGAACCAUGUGGAUCCCUUAGCCAUGAACCAAGAAAGCUCACUUCUGACCACGUUUUCAUGGGAUACAACAGUUGCUUCCACGUCAAGAAUCUCCAUGGAGAGAGUAACAGUUGUUGCUACACAAAGGCUUCGUUCGAAUUCUAUGUGACAGAUGAUGAAACAAGGAAGAAGAUAGAAACUUCUGAGGUGAUAAAAUGUGGGAUGAGUCUAGUGUAUGUUCCUGAAGAUGAUGAUUGUAUGUUGCUGAAGAAGAAAAAUCUAGUUCAGCCGAGUUUGAAGACUGGACCAAGUUGUUCCUACGAUCUUGAUGAUGUCAUGGAUGAUGUUAGACCCAAGAGAGGACUUUGCCAGUUUAGUGGUGGUGAUGAAAGACCAGAAUGUAAAAGAACAAAGGAGGAGAAGAUCUUGGCGUGAGAGGUUCAUUAAUAAAAUGUUAGUUUUUUC